Messenger RNA from Pseudozyma hubeiensis SY62, 993 nucleotides. RefSeq lists its product as hypothetical. The transcript has a single exon. The coding region runs from base 1 to 993 and encodes 330 amino acids. The record is from RefSeq and is a predicted model, not a curated record. Lineage: Eukaryota; Fungi; Basidiomycota; Ustilaginomycetes; Ustilaginales; Ustilaginaceae.
AUGGUUCGAACAGCCCGGCUCGCACGAUCUGGCAGAAUUGCAAUUGCUCAAGCUCGACCACGGUUACCUCGGACUUUGACGUCCACCGCCCGCACUCUCGACCCGUCGCAAGCCAGCACAUCCAACACCCCUCACGCCUCUGAUCAGAGCACAUCGCAGCACACAUCCAAGACCCUUCCAAGUGCAAGCAUGCUGCUGCUUCUGGAUUCGAUCCCACACAUCCCACAAUACGGCUUCACCAAGCAAGCCUAUUUCGCAUCCUCCUCCUCCUCAGACCCGGCUCGCAGCAUUCGGACCAUCGAAACGCUCUUUCCCGGUCCGGAUUCACACUUCGAAACCCAGCUCUUCACCGCAUGGAGCAACCUCUGCGACAUCUCCGUCGUUCAUUCCAUGCCCAUCGCUACGCUUCUUCAGCUCGUACGCGAUGGCCAAGAUCCCGACACUCCCGCCGCUCGACCGGUUCGUAUGACCCCCUUGUCACCCAGCGAAUCCAAGACCGCGCUUCACAACGUCACCACACUCCUCGAAUCCCGUCUGCAGCACUUUCACUCUAUCCGCACGCACCUCCUCCCCGCGCUCACCUCCCUCUCCACGCUCUCUCCUACAACAUCCUCUCUGCACUCGGCAUUUCCGCACCAAACGCUCCUCCCGAACCUCCCCACCCCGCUGCCCCUGCUCACCCUCACCUCGGCGUUCGUCGAUCAGGCGCUCACACACCCCGCAGCACAAGCGAUGACAGGGUGGAGCGAUCCAGACGGUCCGGACUGGUACGCUGUGCGUGUCAGGCUGGGUGCGGCGUACACUGUGGCGAUCCUGCAUGCUGCCAGUGGGAGCGGUGGGUGGGACGAAACGAGGGGUGUGCUGUGGAGGGUCGUGCGGGCAAGGGAGGAUGGACUGGUGAAUGCGGUGGAGGGGGUCGUGAGGGGUGGAGGCGAGUGGGUCAAGUGGGGUGGGAGGGGUUGGUUGGGGGUUCUGAGGAGUUUGGGGUUGUGA